GAUGUAAGAAAAAAAUAUUAAAAUACUGAAAACCCCCAACUAAAUUUGAAUCCUUAUUGAUGUUUACGCUUCAUCGAUUGAUUCUUCCUCCAAUAUUAUAUCUCACACCAACUUCGUAAUUCGUCAACUUUGUCACGUGCCCGCGCGUGACCGAACCUUCUAGAACUAUCUCAGAUCGAACUUCAUUCAACGCGCUUUCACUUUCAUUUCAACUCAUUUUCCUUCCAUCAAUCACAACCGCGAAACGCAAAGUAAUGGCGGAAGAGAAAACGGUUACUACCGCCGGUGGCGAGAAGAAAUCGACGGCGAGUGACACUGUUACUUCUUCUACUUCUCCGGCGGGAAAUGGAAAGAAGAAGCGUAAAGGUUUCGUUUCUCGAAUUUGGAAUUUUGUAUUUAGGUCUAAUAAAGAUGAUUUUGAGAAGAGGCUUCAGUGUAUUUCCAAAGAAGAAACUUCUGUUAUGACUAGAAUGAAUAACAGAUCCCGUUCUUGGAGGCGAACCUCUCGCCACAUUAUUCUUUUUUCUGUUUUAUUUGAGAUAAUUGCUGUAUCUUAUGCGAUUAUGACCACAAGAUCCACAGAUAUGAAUUGGAAAAUGAGGGCGAUUCGAGUUUUGCCGAUGUUUCUUUUGCCUGCCUUAUCAUCUGCUGCAUAUUCAACAUUUGUAAGCUUCAUAAGGAUGUGUGAUCGCAGGGACCAGAAAAUUCUUGAUAGGCUGAGAGCUGAAAGGAAGGAAAAAAUUGACGAGCUCAAGGAGAGGACAAAUUAUUACGUUACUCAACAACUCAUUCAGAAAUAUGACACAGACCCUGCAGCAAAGGCAGCUGCUGCAACUAGUUUGGCAUCCAAAUUGGGUGCAGAUUCGGGUUUGAAAUUGUAUAUGGAAGAUGAAUCUAAAUCUGGUGCUCCAGCAGGAAAGGCCAACAAUGUUGAACCUGUGCAGUCUAGUGGACUUCGAAAUCGCAAACAAGGGCAAACUCAAUCCACUAAUCUGGGGACAACUACCCCAAAUCACACUGAUCAGCAAUUAGUUGCUUCUGGGGGUGAUCAAACUCAGACUCGUGUGCAGAAACAGCCUGUAGUUGUUGAGCAUCACCAACCUCAAAGCUCAAAUAAGUAUGCUGGAGGAUGGAUUGCUCAAAUUGCAGCAUUGCUUGUGGGUGAGGAUCCGCUGCAGUCUUACGCACUCAUAUGUGGUAACUGCUAUAUGCAUAAUGGUCUUGCUCGGAGAGAUGAUUACCCAUUUAUCACUUACUACUGCCCACACUGUCACGCCCUGAACAAACCAAAGCAAUUGGCUGAGCCCAUUUCUGGUUUUAAUUCACCAAACACGGAGCCCCAAAAAACAGAUGCUGGAGAGGCAGUUAAAAGUGCUGGUAUCGAUGCUUCUGACAGCUUGGCUAGAAAUAUUAAACUGGUAAAGGCUACCCCUGAGAUUGAGCACAUAUCUGAAGGAGCUGAUUUAGAGAAAGAAACAAACCACGACUCUGGUUUUAAUUCACUAAACACGGGAUCCCCAAAAACAGAAGAUGGAGAGGCAGUUAAAGAUGCUAGUAUCUGCGCUUCUUCUGAUAGCUUGGUCAGUAACAUUAAACCGGUAGAUGCUACCCCUGAGUGCGAGCAAAUAUCUGAAGGGUGGACUAAUUUAGGGAAAGAAGAAAGCUGAAAAAGAAUCUUUAUUUGGACUCGGGUUGUUUGAAUACAUUAGUCUUGCCCCUUGUUCCAUGAGACUCACUAACUAUAAAGAGAGCAACUUUGCAGUUAGUUGUGACAGGAAUAGUGUUGAUGUAUUACUUUGAAACUUGUAAUAAUAUAUAAAUAGUAAUACGUAGGAUAGCAUAUCUUGCAUGUGAUUUAUGGAAAAUUUUGGGAUUUGAUUUAUCGUUGAUGUAUUUUUUAUUUGCUAGGACGGUCAUAAAGAGUUGAACUGUAUGUAAGAGUCAAAUGAUUUAUUAGAGUUAAUGUUGUGCGUCA
Molecule: messenger RNA, 1975 nt
Organism: Medicago truncatula (barrel medic)
Lineage: Eukaryota; Viridiplantae; Streptophyta; Magnoliopsida; Fabales; Fabaceae
Exons: 5
Coding region: 255-1667 (470 amino acids)
Biological process (GO): endoplasmic reticulum tubular network organization
Cellular component (GO): endoplasmic reticulum tubular network
Source: RefSeq, a predicted model, not a curated record